Gryllus bimaculatus (two-spotted cricket) is the source of this 582-nucleotide messenger RNA. The record is from the annotation of a GenBank genome assembly. NCBI's taxonomy places the organism in Eukaryota, Metazoa, Arthropoda, Insecta, Orthoptera, Gryllidae.
AUGCGGAUGAGCUGCCUAACACCGCCGAGACUCGAAUGCUGCCCCUCCAGCGGCCCCGUUGUGGCUGUGCGCAGGUGGUGCGCGGCGGCGGCGGCGGCGGCGGCGGCGGAGGGCGGCGACUGCCGCAUGGCGCCGGGCGCCGUGGAGAACGUGACGCGACUGGAGAACGUGACGCACACCAUCUCGUGCCUGCUCAAGAACUACGACAUCCGCCUGCGGCCCAACUUCGGCGCUUAUGCGAAGAACAAUGAAAACCGCAAAGCAGCAAACAAAGAACUGAGGAACACCGGAAGACACGAAGACAUUAGGAUGAUAGAGGAGGCAGAUGCUGCGACGGCGGAUGUGGUCGGUCGCGAGGAAUGGCCAUCAGGAUCAGAGGAAGUGGCGAGAGAAGGGAAGGAAGAUGUUAUCAGGAUUAUCAGCAACGAUAGCAACAGACACGAGUUGGCUGAAAAGGCGAGAUGGCGCAGCGGGCGCGGGCCGAGUACUGCACUGAGCUGCGUUCGAGAAGAGAGCGACAAAGGCAAAGAAGACAAAGACACUGACAAACAAGACAAUAAUCGCAGCAAACAAAAAGUUUGA